Molecule: messenger RNA, 1074 nt
Organism: Eutrema salsugineum
Lineage: Eukaryota; Viridiplantae; Streptophyta; Magnoliopsida; Brassicales; Brassicaceae
Product: RNA exonuclease 4
Biological process (GO): rRNA processing
Cellular component (GO): nucleus
Molecular function (GO): 3'-5' exonuclease activity; nucleic acid binding
Source: RefSeq, a predicted model, not a curated record
AUGGACUACAGAUUGUCUAUGGAGUCCUCCGAAACCCUGAGGAACAAGUGUGGAGCGUGUUAUAGGCAGUUCAACAAGAAGGAACACUUGGUGGAACACAUGAGGAUCUCUUAUCAUUCGGUCCAUGAACCUACUUGUGGCAUUUGCAACAAACAUUGCCGAUCUUUUGACUCCCUCCGUGAACAUCUCAUUGGUCCACUGCCGAAACAAUGCAGGAACAUUUUCAGCAUGCGUGGGUGCAGAUUUUGUCUAUGGAUCUUCGGAAAGCUCAACGCUCGUAGGAUCCAGUCAGUUGCUUCUUGAAAGCUCUCAAACGUCAAUUCUGGACUAACUACUCGUAUGGCGUCUUUAGGCCUUAGAGACAACACUACAAUCGACUAUACUUCUUCAAGGUCACCACGAGUGGUCGCGCUCUCAUGCAAGAUGGUUGGAGGAGGGAGUGACGGAUCGCUGGACCUAUGCGCGAGAGUUUGCAUAACCGAUGAGAGAGAGAACGUGAUUUUCCACACGUACGUGAAGCCAACGAUGCCCGUAACCAAUCACAGGUACGAGACAACAGGGAUACGGCCUGAGAAUCUAAGGGACGCAAUGCCAUUAAAGCAGGCACAGAGAAAGAUUCAAGAGUUUCUUUGUAAUGGAGAACCAAUGUGGAAGAUUCGUUCAAGAAGUGGCAAGGCAAGGAUUCUCGUGGGACAUGGACUUGAUAACCAUCUUGACUGUCUUCAACUUGAAUAUUCUUCGUCCAUGAUAAGAGAUACUGCGGAAUACCCUCCUUUGAUGAAAACAAGCAAAUUAAGCAACUCUCUCAAGUACCUUACCCAGGCCUAUCUCGGGUAUGAUAUUCAUGUGGGAAUUCAAGAUCCUUAUGAGGACUGCGUCGCAACGAUGAGGCUAUACACGAGAAUGCGAUAUCAGAAACACAAGACCGAAGCUCAUUCGCUAGCCUCGGACACACAGAACCGCAACAACUAUGCGGCGUGGAGGCAGAACGAGCUUGAGAGGAUGUCUCCGCAAGAAUUGCUCGACCUCUCACGGUCAGACUAUUACUGCUGGUGCUUGGACUCGGCUGCUUGA